Messenger RNA from Oncorhynchus masou masou (cherry salmon), 2317 nucleotides. RefSeq names its product SWI/SNF related, matrix associated, actin dependent regulator of chromatin, subfamily a, member 2 (gene smarca2). Gene Ontology annotation, molecular function: DNA binding; protein binding; ATP-dependent activity, acting on DNA. Gene Ontology annotation, biological process: positive regulation of transcription by RNA polymerase II. The transcript has 15 exons. The coding region runs from base 131 to 2317 and encodes 728 amino acids. Gene Ontology annotation, cellular component: nucleus. The record is from RefSeq and is a predicted model, not a curated record. NCBI's taxonomy places the organism in Eukaryota, Metazoa, Chordata, Actinopteri, Salmoniformes, Salmonidae.
ACAGAGAGGGAGGGACCGUACAGAUGGCAGUCAUAUUUUAAAGCAGAAAUAUAUAUAUAUAUAUAUUUUAGACUGAAUUCCGUUUAGUCUACCGUAAGUACAGUCAGCCAGCCAGCCAGUAGAUCAGUAGAUGUCCACCCCUACGGAGCAUGCGGGUGGUAUGUCCCAGCCCCACCCGGGUCCCUCUCCGUGCCCAGGCCGGUCCCCAGGACCAGGCCCCUCCCCUAGCUCCGGACCCCCCAGCGGACCCCCCAGUCUACAGGGGCAGGGGGCUGGGGACUACCUUCAGGACACCAUGCUCCCCAUGCACCAGCCGAUGGAGGGCGUUGAUGAGAAGGGGAUGGGAGAUGAGACAAACUAUGGCCAGAUGAAGGGAGUUGGGAUGAGGGCACUACACAGCGGAAUGGGCCCUUCACAGAGCCCUCUGGACCAGCACAUCAACCAAGGCUACAUGCCCCCACAACCCUCCCCCCUGGGUGUCCCAGAGCACGCUUCCAGCCCCCUAUCCAGGGGCGGCCCUACGCCUCCCAUGCCCCCUCAGAUGUCCCCUGUCCCGUCGGGCUCCAUGAUACCCCAGAUGGACCCCCAGUCAGCCAUGGGUCCACAGGGGCCUCUUGGUCGUGGCUGCUCCUCCUUCAGCCCUGUCCAAUUACAGCAACUCCGGGCCCAGAUCCUGGCCUAUAAGAUUCUUGGGCGGGGCCAACCGCUUCCUGAAAACCUCCAGCUGGCGGUCCAGGGCAAGAGGAGUCUGCCCACCAUGCAGCAACAACAGCAGCAGCAGCAGCCGAGCACUGGCAGCCCCUACAGCAGGCCUCCUGGUAUGUCCUCUAUGUCUGGCCCUCAGUCAGGCCCUGGUCCCACCAUCACUAUGCCAGGACAAAAUCAGACACACGGACCCAAACCCUGGCCUGAAGGCCAAGGUGGUGAUAUUCCCAGCAACCCCCAGAAGCUUCUAGCUCCGCCCCCCAGUGGUAGACCCUCACCUGCCCCACCCCAGGCCCCUCCUCCUGGACCCAUGUCCGGCCCCUCUAAUACCCAUCAGCCCCAGGGACAGCAGCCGUCGCCCGUCAUCACACUGCAACAGAAACAGAACCGCGUUACGCCCAUCCAGAAACCACAUGGCCUGGACCCCACAGAGAUACUGCAGGAGAGAGAGUACAGGCUGCAGGCUCGUAUCGCUCACCGGAUCCGGGAGCUGGAGAGUCUACCUGGAGCUCUGCCUCCGGACCUGAGGAGUAAAGCCACGGUGGAACUCAAGGCUUUGAGACUUCUCAACUUCCAACGACAGCUGCGUCAGGAUGUGGUCCAGUGUAUGCGUAGAGACACCACCCUGGAGACAGCCCUGAACUCCAAGGCUUACAAGAGGAGCAAGCGCCAGACGCUGAGGGAGGCUCGCAUGACAGAGAAACUGGAGAAACAGCAGAAGAUGGAACAGGAGAGGAAACGCAGACAGAAACACCAGGAGUAUCUGAACAGCAUCCUGCAGCAUGCCAAGGACUUUAAGGACUACCACCGCUCUAUCACUGCCAAGAUGCAGAAGCAGAACAAGGCCAUCACCACCUGGCACACUAACACAGAGAGAGAACAGAAGAAAGAGACAGAGAGGAUCGAGAAGGAGAGGAUGAGGAGACUCAUGGCGGAGGAUGAGGAGGGCUACAGGAAGCUGAUCGACCAGAAGAAGGACAAGCGUCUGGCGUAUUUGCUGCAGCAGACUGACGAGUACGUAGCUAACCUCACUGACCUAGUCUACGAACACAAGGCUGCACAGGCAGCCAACAUGAAGAAGAAGAAGAAGAAGCAGAAGAAGAAGAAUAUUGAUGAGAGCGGGGAAGGGAUGAGUGGCAUCGGGCCUGACGGGGAGCCCAUGGAUGAGAGCAGUCAGAUGAGUGAGCUGCCAGUCAAAGUGAUCCAGACAGAAACAGGGAAGGUUCUGCAGGGGCUCGACGCCCCCAGGUCCUCACAGUUGGAGGCCUGGCUAGAGAUGAACCCUGGAUAUGAAGUAGCCCCAAGGUCAGACAGUGAAGAGAGCGGCUCAGAGUUUGAGGACGAGAUUAUCCAACAUGAAGAAACUCUUGGAGGGUGCGUGCUCAUUGAGUUGGAGGCCAAGCACGCCUCUAACUUAAUCAUCAAGUUUGCAGACGACACAACAGUAGUAGGCUUGAUUACCAACAAUAAUGAGACACUCGGGGUAUGGUGCCAGGAAAAUAACCUCUCACUCAACAUCAUCAAAACAAAGGAGAUGAUCAUGGACUUCAGGAAACAGCAGAGGGAGCACCCCCCUAUCCACAUCGAUGGGACAGCAGUGGAGAAGGUUUAA